This is a messenger RNA of Fusarium fujikuroi IMI 58289, 2124 nucleotides long. Its product is annotated as probable endochitinase. The record is from RefSeq and is a predicted model, not a curated record. Gene Ontology annotation, cellular component: extracellular region. Gene Ontology annotation, biological process: carbohydrate metabolic process; chitin catabolic process. Bases 1 to 2124 code for a protein of 707 amino acids. The transcript has 4 exons. Lineage: Eukaryota; Fungi; Ascomycota; Sordariomycetes; Hypocreales; Nectriaceae. Gene Ontology annotation, molecular function: chitinase activity; chitin binding.
AUGCUCAAGCAACUCAUCCUCAUUGCGCCGCUUCUGGUGCAAGCACUUGCUGUGCCUGCAGUGGAGCCCAGACACCAACAUCUUCAUGGACACAUCGAACAUACACAUGGGACCAAGACCAAGAUGACCACGUCUGUCCGUCGUGAAACAGAACAAACCGCCGCACCGCAGUUCAUUCCUCCCAAGAUGCCUUACGCACUUGACCCUAACACCAAAAUCCGCAAGACCACCACUACCGCCGCUGAUUCGAACAAUCCUAAAGAGACUAUCGUCCCUGAGUUCAUCCCACCUAAGAUGCCUUUCGUAGCAAAAGCAUCUUGGCAAAAGUCAACUAAGGACCAGGACAGCUCCGACAAGUCCGCUUCGGUUGCAUCUGUGAAGAAGAAGACGGUUGUCAAGGUUCAGGACGAAGAAGACGACAGUGAUGACAAACAGCCAACUUUCAUCCCGCCUAGGGCGCCUUUCCGAGGAUCUCGCAAGCCUCAACAGAGUCAAGCUGCCACUCCUCGGGAUACAGUUCCCCAGUUUAUUCCUCCGCGAAACCCCUGGGCACAGUCUAAGCACAACACUCGUUCUACGGAGAGUGAUGACCAGGACAUUUCGCAAGAAACUGCCAUUCCUGAUUCUGACCAGCGAGCUGCCAGUGGCGAUGAUGAAGUCGUUCCGGCACCUGAGCUCCUCAAGCGUGAUGAGGGAGGUGCAGAUAACGAAUUCUUCGAUGAGGAGGAUGAGGACGACUACAACCCUGAGGAUUUCCCUAACCUGGGCGGCCUCGAACAAGACGAGGACGGUUCUGAUGAAUCUGAGAAUACUCCUGCCGGAAACACAUCUGAGCAGGCAAGUCAGAACCCCGAGUCUGCCGAUGCCCAUGAUGAUAGCAGCGUAAAGAACUACUUUGGUGGUGACUUUGAUGAUGAGGAUGACGCCAACAACGCACCUACUCGCCUAGAGGCUCGGGGUGCUGGAAAGCGGAACAUCCUCUACUUCACAAACUGGGGUACCUAUGGGGCGAACUUCCAGCCCCAAAAUCUGCCGGUGAAGCAGAUCACACAUGUUCUAUACUCCUUUGCUAAGGUUAACCCUAAAGACGGAACUGUGUUUUCAUCAGACUCUUACGCUGACACCGAAAGACUCUAUAGUGGUGACUCUGAUAAUGGUGGAAAGAACGUUUAUGGAUGUGUUAAACAGCUUUACAUUCUUAAGAAGAAGAACCGAAAUUUAAAGGUGCUACUUUCAAUCGGCGGCUGGAAUAACAGUCCAGAUCUCGCCACUGGUGUGAGCACACAGGACCGUCGCAAGAAGUUCAUCUCUUCCGCCAUAAAACUAAUUACUGACUGGGGCUUCGAUGGAAUUGAUGUCGAUUGGGAAUACCCUGCCAAUGCCCAAGAAGCUCGCAACUAUGUCUUGAUACUCUCGGGCCUCAGAAAAGCCCUCGACCAGUUCUCAAAGAACAACAAACUGAACUACCAUUUUAUGCUUACUGUUGCUACAUCAGCCGGUCCGGCAAACUAUAAAGUCAUGGAUUUGAAAGGAAUGAACCCAUGGAUUGACGCCUGGCACCUCAUGGCGUACGACUAUGCUGGCUCCUGGGAUACUACCACCGGUCAUCAGGCCAACGUUUUCGUUUCAAAGAAGAACCCUCUUUCAACAAAACUUGGCACUGACAAGACAAUUAACGAUUACCUCGCGGCGGGAGUUCCGCCAAACAAGAUUCUCAUGGGUAUGCCCCUUUACGGGAGAUCAUUCCUGAAGACCUCUGGACUUGGCAAAUCCUACUCAGGUGUUGGCGGCAACUCUGAGGGAACUUACCUAUACAAGGAUUUGCCACGUUCUGGUGCCAAAGCUACCUACAAUGCAGACCUCGUAGCCAGCUAUUCAUAUGACAGCAAGACGCGGGAGCUUAUUACUUACGAUGAUCUCAAAUCUGGUCAGGCCAAAGCCGCUUAUAUCAACCAGCGAAACCUUGGUGGUGCUUUCUUUUGGGAGGCGAGUGGAGAUAAGAUUGGAUCCCAGAGCAUCGUUUCUGGUGUAAAGCGCACAUUGGGCACCCUGGAGACGGUCAACAAUCUUUUGAAAUACCCUACGAGUGCAUACGCCAACAUACGAGCUGGAAUGCCGUCUUGA